Panicum hallii is the source of this 900-nucleotide messenger RNA. RefSeq names its product ethylene-responsive transcription factor RAP2-10-like. Gene Ontology annotation, biological process: regulation of DNA-templated transcription. The record is from RefSeq and is a predicted model, not a curated record. The transcript has a single exon. Bases 222 to 827 code for a protein of 201 amino acids. NCBI's taxonomy places the organism in Eukaryota, Viridiplantae, Streptophyta, Magnoliopsida, Poales, Poaceae. Gene Ontology annotation, molecular function: DNA-binding transcription factor activity; DNA binding.
UCUCUCUCUCUCGAUGUCAAAAUUCAAACCAGCAAAGGUCAACUCACCUCGGGGGCUGACCUCCCAUACCUAUAAAUACACGCCGUCCGUGCAGAUCGAAGGUCAGCCCGUGCCGGUGCCACCUCGAGAACGCAAGUCGCGAGCUUUGAAGCCAUCUCAGGAGGGAGGGCGAGGCUAGGUCCAGGAGGCUCGGCAGAAGAGCGCCGGGGACAGCGGGCGCCAUGAGGCGGGCGGAGCGGGGCGACGAGCAGGAGGCGGAGCGGCGGCGCGGGUACAAGGGCGUGCGGCGGCGGCGGUGGGGCAAGUGGGUGUCGGAGAUCCGGGUGCCCGGCACGCGGGGGCGCCUGUGGCUCGGCUCCUACGCCACGCCCGAGGCCGCCGCCGUCGCGCACGACACCGCCGUCUACUUCCUCCGCGGCGGGGCCGGCGCGGGCGUCGCCGGCGGCGGCGACGUCGCGGCGCUCAACUUCCCCGAGCGCGCCGCGGCCGCGUACGGCGCGGGCGCGGGCGUCGGCAGCGCCGGGGCCGGCGCGGGCCGACUGUCGCCGCAGUCCGUGCAGCGCAUGGCGUCGGACGCCGGCAUGGCCGCCGACGCGCAGCUCGUGGCGGCGCGGGACGGCGCUCGCGCGCCCGCGCACGGGCACGUGGAUUGCACCGGCAUUGGCAACGCGCAAGGCGGCGGCCCGAGCGCACGGCCACGCGAUCAGGACGCUGACGCGUACACGAGCCGCGCGCGUGCUACCAGUAACAGUGCGGGCGCGAGCAGGGAGCAGCAGCAUCCUGUCUCCGGGGAGAUUAGCGUGGAUGACAUAGAGGUUCUGGUGUAAUAACUAGUCAACAGAUACAACUGAAAUUAACUAAUGCAGUGAAUAUUUUUUUUGGCACGUACAGUGCCAUUGC